Messenger RNA from Camelina sativa (false flax), 1038 nucleotides. RefSeq lists its product as uncharacterized. The record is from RefSeq and is a predicted model, not a curated record. NCBI's taxonomy places the organism in Eukaryota, Viridiplantae, Streptophyta, Magnoliopsida, Brassicales, Brassicaceae.
AAGAACGGUGACGGUAACGGUAACGCUAACGGGGAGCGGGGCCAUUGUUUGUUGUGUGUGAAGAAGGAAUUCUGAAUUGUGAAGGGGUUUUGAGACUGUUCGUCUGACUGAGAUUUCUAGGUUUCUCCAUGGCUUCACGGAGGAAAAGAAGAAAGGUGAAUCAAGAAUCAUGUGCUGAUAAAUCAGAGAUUCCAUGUUCGCCGGUCGUUGUAUUAGCUCACGGUGCCGGUGCUCCCUCUUCUUCCGACUGGAUGAUUAGAUGGAAGGAAAUGUUAAAGAAGUCAUUAGCAGCUGUUGAAGUGGUCACAUUUGACUACCCUUAUCUUUCUGGUGGGAAAAGAGGAGUUGCACCGAAAGCUGAAAAAUUGAUUGAGUUUCAUUUGGAUGUUGUUAAAGAAACUGCUGCUAAAUUCCCUGGUCAUCCUUUGAUAUUAGCUGGCAAAUCAAUGGGUUCUAGAGUAAGCUGUAUGGUUUCAGCUUUGAAUGAAGAUAUUACAGUUUCAGCUGUGAUUUGUUUAGGAUAUCCACUUAAGGGCGCUAAAGGUGUGAUAAGAGACGAGACCUUGCUGGAAAUGGGAGUCCCAGUGAUGUUUGUGCAGGGUAGCAAAGAUCCUAUGUGUCCUCUGGAUAAGCUUGAAGCUGUUUGUAACGAAAUGAAAGCUGUUACUGAGCUGCAUGUGAUUGAUGGUGGAGAUCACUCCUUCAAGAUUGGGAAGAAACACCUUGAAACAAAGGGGUUAACACAAGAUGAAGUCGAAGAUGUUGCUCUGAAUGCAAUAGCCGCUUUUGUCUCCAAAUCUCUUGCUCAAAGCGCAUAAUUUGUAAUGGUAAACUGCAGUUCUUAGAUUUCUUUUUACUACUUCUUUUACACCAAAGUCAGGUGUUUUUGGUUAGUUAAUGUAGUUAUGAAGUCUCCUUCAACUAAGCAUCGAUCUUGGCUUUGUGUGAUAUUUAUAAGACUCCUAGUUUCUUCUCAAUUGUUGUUUGUUUAUGCUUUUGCAUUUACAUGGUACAAUAUUGUAUAAUUUCCCAAUUACU